AUGGAUCACUCGAGAGAUCCCUGCCCCUGGGUCGCGCUCAGCGACUUUGGUGGUGCCUUCUGCAUGGGUGCUAUUGGUGGUGCUGUCUGGCACGGUGUCAAGGGUUUCCGGAACAGUCCCUACGGUGAGCGCCGGAUAGGUGCUCUUACUGCCAUCAAGGCUCGCGCUCCCGUCCUCGGUGGAAACUUCGGUGUUUGGGGUGGAAUGUUCUCGACCUUCGACUGUGCCAUCAAGGGCAUUCGCAAGAAGGAGGAUCCCUACAAUGCUAUUAUCGCCGGUUUCUUUACUGGUGGUGCUCUCGCUGUCCGUGGUGGUGUCAAGGCUGCCCGUAACUCCGCCAUCAUGUGUGCUGUCUUCCUUGCUGUCAUUGAGGGUGUUGGUAUCGGUUUUCAGCGUAUGAUGGCCGACAACACCAAGCUUGAGCUCCCUCCUCUUCCCCCCUCCGAGCAGAAGGCUCUCGCUUAA
Messenger RNA from Penicillium atrosanguineum, 465 nucleotides. Its product is annotated as protein transporter TIM17. The transcript has 4 exons. Gene Ontology annotation, biological process: protein import into mitochondrial matrix. NCBI's taxonomy places the organism in Eukaryota, Fungi, Ascomycota, Eurotiomycetes, Eurotiales, Aspergillaceae. Gene Ontology annotation, cellular component: TIM23 mitochondrial import inner membrane translocase complex; mitochondrial inner membrane. Bases 1 to 465 code for a protein of 154 amino acids. The record is from RefSeq and is a predicted model, not a curated record. Gene Ontology annotation, molecular function: transmembrane protein transporter activity.